AUGUCGACGGCCGCACGACUUCUCGCGCCCUCCACAGUCCAGGACGCCACAGGUUUCGCUUUGCAAUUUGCUAUUAAGGCGACGAGUACGAGUUCCUCUCCGCUUCCUCACUCUCUGGCGACUCUAACGGGCUCAAUCACGAGCGGCUUCCCUGCGCAAUCUGUCUUUUCGGGGACAGGUGCGGGGCCCGAAAGAAACAACCCGCAGUGCGUUUCGAGCAGACAGAGACUCCAUGAACUGAAGGAGCUCGAACUGCUUCAGCGGCAGGAGAAAAUUCAGCGCCAGUUGGCGCUCUUUCAAGAGGCUCAGAGGCAAAGAGACGCAGCGGCCGAGAAGGGCGGACUCGAGCAGGAAACUGUGCUGCUGGGCAGAAACAGAACCACUCAGAACAGCCACUGCAGAGCGGCAGACUUGGAGAAGAAACGGAAACAAGGAGCCGCUGCCCGUGCACCACGCGGAGGAAGUGAAGCUGGACACUCAGAUGAUCCUGUUCAUGACGGAGACUGCCACAGGCCAGGUUCUGCCUCUAGAGAGAAAGAAAGCAACGUUAGAGUCGACAUCUAUGGAGACCGACAACCGUUGAAAGCCGUACAAGACCCGAGUCAUGACAGGCGCUGCUGUGCAGGGGGGCGUUUGCCGCUGCCGACGCGUGGCUCAGGCUUUGGAGAGUCGAUGCGGGGGAAACCUGGAGACGCAACACAAAGUAUCUCUCCUGGUAGGGCCGGAGAGGAGCCUGCUCAUGAAAAGAGGGAAGCUGAGAAUUUACAGCCUCGAAGCGACGCCUGGAACAGGCUCCCAUCCGGGCACUUCCCGUCUUUGUUGGAUUCCCUGAGCGAAGACCCGCUGUCGCUGUCGCACCUCUGCGGCAACACUUCGUCUCUCUUCCUCUCGUCUUCCUCGCUUUCUCUCGGGUUUCUGGCGUCUUCCCGGGGUGCGCCCUCGGACGCAGAGGCAGGGCCGUGUCUCCCCUCGUCGCCUGGCGCGUUUUCCCCUCAGAGGCCGGAAUCUGUGUUUUCCUUUUCCUUCUCUCCGCCUCAAACCCAGUCGACUCGCUCGCCGACGCUUCUCCAGUGCGAGUGGGGCGCCACGGAUCCGCAGCACCUGUCUCCCUCACUGCCGGGCCGCCCCGCUGGUGAGCCGCCCAAGCAGGCCGAAGGGAAGUCGCGCACGGCGAGAAGGAGUUUCAGCUGUCGCGAGGGACUGUCAGCUGACGCGAAAACAGACGCAGAAGGCCGCCGGCGCAGCUCCAGCGCAACGCCCGGAGUGUCCAGCCCAGGGGCCAUGAUUUUCGAGUUGAGUGCGCGAGCAAUUGACGAGAGAGAGACACCGCGGAGCGAAGGCGGACGCCCCCCCAGCUACAUUCUGCCGUCUCCUCAAGCGCGGGAUAUCUGUCCCCCGCACAAACACCUGGCUCAGCAGCUGAAACUGCGGGAACGAAAGCAGCAAGAAAGGCUUCAGCGCCUCCAGCGGCAGCAGCUGAGAGAAGACGCGAGAAAGCGGUUGAAUCAGGCCCGCGGAAAGUGCCAAAAGGCCCAAGAAACCUCACGUCAAAAAGUGCCCGUCGCCCUCUCCGGGGGAGAUGUGCUUCCCACAGCUUCGGGGACAGCCCCACGCGCUUCCACGGCGGCUGCGGCGCCAGGUCGCGGGAAGGAGACACCCGUCCCAGCCAAGGGCGCGUUGCUUUCACUGUCUGCGCACGCAUCUGCGAAAGCUUCCGUCCGGAGGCUUUCAGAGCGAGCGAGCGAAAAACAUGCGAAGGCGGGAGGCCUGUCGCCAUCGCCAACUCGGGAGGCUCGUGAAGAAUCGAUUUCUCGGGAGGCAACGGCCAAGUCUGUGGGGCCCAAGACUGGGGCGAUCCGCAGAAGUCUCCAGGAGGGACUGCCUCACUCGCAAGCAGCAGCAUCUUUGAAGGCGCGGCAUAAAGCGGAUUUCGCCCUGGGCGAAGCGACAGUCAUUGUGCCACUGGGGACGCCUGGUGUGGCAAGCGUUGCAGCCAAUGCGCCACGAAGAAAGAGUGCUGAGGGCAAGGCGAGAAAGAGUGGAAUCCGAGUCCCCUGCGCUUCUCAUCCACUUCAUCCGGAGGCGACGCGCUCAGAGGACAAAAAAGACUCACGUUCCAGAGGCCGAGACGACGCCGCCACAGCUUUGGGCUCCGGGUCUCUGACGGAAGGGACUGGGUCGGCAAGAAAAGACUGUUUGACGGGAAAGAGUCGAGAAGGAAAAGUGUUGGCGGCGGCACCUCCCGCCUCUCCGAUUCGCCUCUGUUUUGCGCAGGCGAAAGUCUCUUCCACGCGGAUCGGAGGAAAAGGAGAAGGCAAAGCAGAAGCAAAGAGAGAGCGCGGGACUGCUCUGGUGGUCUGCGGCGAGGGCCUGCGACGCCCCAAGGGGCCGCACGCGGGAGGGAAAGGGACCAUCGAGGAUCGAUUCCGUGCAGAAACGGAAGACAGUGGUCGAACUGCUCAGGCAAGAAACGCGUCGACUGAGGAUGACGGCGAUAGGCUGCGUCAGAUUCUCCAGAAACUCCGCACCCGCCUUCUGGAGAGACAAGAGUACAGGGACGGUCGUCGCCCAAGUGUGGAAGUUAAGGGCGGCGGAAAGCGCAUGCCGGUGCCUGGAGACAAAGAAGGGCGAAAGCCAAGGAAAGUCGCCGGUCUUGAAGAUCGAGACGACGUGCCUCGCGAAGACGCUGGACAGCCGGACUACUGUUCACGCCGCCGAACGUCUCCGAUUUCCGAUUCUGGAGGAGGCGGGGCCGGAAAAGAAGAACAGCGUCUGACCUCGGUUGCCGAGCGUAGACAGCGCGUGCGGACCCAGCCAGAACCGAUCUACGGCGAAAAGAAAGUGACGGAACGACCGACAGGCCACACUCGUCGACAGAGACGGGAGAUCGAUGAACCGGCGCGCAGCGUUCGGACACGAAGCAGCGCAGAUUCCCGCGACACGUGGGCGAGGAGCGCCACCAGCGGCGAGAGCGACAGCAGUGGGUGGAGCAUUGUGGAGCGCCUUCGGCGGAUUCUUCGAGUCGCAGGAAAGGAGACGAGAAACGCAGAGACAGGGGAGUCUUCGACACCCGCUCGGCAAAGAGGACGGCGGGACAGCAAACGAGGACCGAGUGUCAGCAGCAGUGGCACGAGUGUUACAGCAACGAGCGGCAGCCGAAGACGCCGGCGAGGCCGGAGCGGAAGACGUGAGGCGAGGCGUCUUCUAAGGAACGCACUCUGGCCGGAGAAGCAUGAGACUUCUCGUCUUGCGCUUGCGGAGCGGCGCACGUCGUGUCGGCCACGUUGGCGUUCGUCAUCCUCGUCUGUGUCUUCGGAUACCUCCAGCGCUUCGCGUCGGCAGUUGUCUUCUCUCUCUUCUCGCGCUUCGUCUGUCUCUGCGCCCGCGUCGACUAGCUCGCGGGCUUCGCCUCUGGCGGCAAGCUUCGCCAGCAGCACCAGCAGCGGAUCGUCGCCUUCUCUCAUCACCAAAUGGCUCCACUACUCUGCGGCGCUUCUCCAGAGCCAGGGAAGUUUAGCCGGCAGCGGGAGCGCGUGGGCAUCGCCUGAACAGGCUUCGUCUCGUCCUGGAGCCGAAUCUCAACGGACCCGGAGAGACGCAGGCAGAGGCCGUGCGUUGCUUUCAAGGCCCGAGCGGGGAAAAGAGACCCUUCGCGCGCAGCGAGAAGACGAAAGGGGAGCAACGCAAGAUAAAGAGGGGGUAAGGACAGGAGGCGCUCAUUCGAGCUCUCCUCACAGACCUUGUGGUACCAAGAUAUCGGUGGGUAGGGCGCAUGUGGUGGCGAGUCCAGGAAGAACGAGGCGAGCCGGAGAGAAGACAAGCUACAAUCCACUCACAGAGGACCCUGAAGAAGUCGUGCGCCGCAUCAAGAAGCGCCUGGGGCUUCCGGUUUCCCCCAGACGAGACGCUUCCCGUCCCUCGUCAGUCCAGUCCUCGCCGUCCCAUGCCUCCUGUUCUCCCGGCGGAAAACGUCGACUGAAACGCGAGGGGAGGAACGAGGACGCGACGGCGAGGGCCCGUAGAGCGUGUGUGCGUCUCGCUGAGGAGCAGGAGCAAAGACGCUCUCUCGGCACAAGAAACCCACUGUCUCCUGGAAGCGGGAGGUCGAGCAUGCUUCGGGAACCUAGCGGCGAGCGCAGGACGGCAGGAAACGUGCGUCUGAGUGGGGACAAAGGCGCGUCUCUCCGUGUCCACAGCUCCUCGAACGCGCGUGCCUUCGCAGGCAAAGCUUCCUCAGGGAGAAACGGGGACUCUCAGACUCCCUCGCGAAAGUGGCAGCCGCUCUCCAGUCUUUCCCUCUCUCUUUCUUCUUCGUCUCUGCCGGACUCGCCUUCGAGGGGAGACGACGCGGGUGCCCCCGAGAGACGCCAGCGCGGGUGCGAGGACGCCUCUCCAAUCGCUGGCCGCCUUGUAGAGGAGGAGAAGUCUCGCGGCCGCGUGCGGCAUUCGGGUUCCGGCCUUUAUCUGUCGCGUUCCGCCUCGCCGACGAGGGAGGAGAGGAAAGGAGGAAAGGCAAGGAAGCGGAAAGAGAACGCGGAAGAAAGGCCACAAAUGACUCGAGUGGAGAUCGACGUCAGCAUUAUUCGGCCAGAAGAGCGAGAAGCGCCCCAGAAGACGGAGGCGAGUCCCAAGACGUCGCCGACCCGUGUCGCUGGUGGAAGGCUGUCUCUUCCUGAGGAGACGAGGACGGACUUGCCAAAGGAUUCAUACCAACCGAGCCUGGGGGCAGACUCGUCUCAGCUUCUGUCCUUUUGUGUCUCUGACGAGGAUUCGGGUGAAGAGGAACACAAAGGGACGCGAAUGUUGACGAACCCCGGACACAGCGGCGGCAGAGUCUCCUGUAGCUCCCCUGCAGAUAGGGGACAGAGGAAUCCGCUUGAGGAGAGUCCCUCGAAAAGAGGAGAGACACUUCCACCAGAGCGCCUGGCUUCUGUCUCCUGGGUCUCUGGCUGUGACGACCCGCACGGGCCGCUGCGGAUCUCUGCGCUGCUCCAUUCUCUCUCACAGUCAUCUGGCGAGUCGGCAGCCGUCGGAGGGACUGUCUCUGGUGCCCAGGCUCCCCAGGAGACAAGGAUCGCCUCUCCUCGCGGUCGGGGCUCCAGUGAAUCGGCUCAACACAGCGAGGACGCGAAACCGAAAUUGGAGGAAGGCGACAGGCGAGAUGAGAACAACUGGAUGGCAAGGACGCAAGAGGGAGCGGGCGAAGACUCGGCGCGGAUGUCGGACGAUGCAGGGAGGCUCCAGACAAACGCCUUGCAGAGAGAGUGUAGCAAAGACCAUGGCAGUUCAUCGCCGCCUCGUGGCGAGGAACGAGACUCGAGAGCUUCGGUGGAUCACGGUGAGCGAGCGUCGUGGGAGGGCGCAGGAGACAAACCUCCCAUGAAGACAGAGACGGAACUGUCCGUUUCCUUCGCCCCCAUUCUUGAAGAGAAGGAACUGAGUAAAGGUCAAGCCUGUCUCGCGAAGGCUCCAGAGACCAUGGGCCCCGAAACAGGAGAACUCGCUUUGCAUGCGUCGGAAACGAAGGCUGUUUCUAUUCUUCCGCCAGCCCACCGUUCAGGUGCCCCAAGAGAUGAAUCACAAGAAAGUCGGGAAUUGGGAUCGACUCUGUCUGCCCAACUCGCGGAUAUCCAGCAGUUGCAGAGUCUCUUGGCGGAGGCAGAGGCCCUCGAAAGGUCGCAUGUGUCUCUUCUUCUGCGCGACGACGGCGGGAUCUCUGAGGAGACGCUGUCUGGGGUCGGAAGGGGAAGGGGGCUGGUGAGCAGCGACCGGCGUGAGUCCCGAGAAGAGACCUCCGAGCCUGGGAAUUGGACAGUCGUGCGCGAGGCCCAUCACGGCGCCCCACAGGACGCCCCAGAAGAAAAACCGAGGUUGUCUGUCCACAUCUGCCCCGCGGAUGUGUCCAGGAAGGAUGGACCACAUCCGGACGCGCCGGGAGAGGGAAGCGGUGGCGGAGGGCCUUUUUCUUCUGCGGAGAGUGCGGGGCGUGGUGAGGAAGAGAGCGUAGACGAGGCGCUGAGAGAGCGAGGAGUCGAGAGACAGGACAGGGACCGAAGACAGACAGGGAGGGAAGGCGGGGUGGUACUGAGAGAUCAAGAGAGAGAACACGAGAGCAGCAGGAAAGAGGAUUCACGCUUGGAAGGCCAGUCUGUGGCGCCGACAUUCGAUGCUGCACAAGGUCAAGAAGCGACGCGAUUGCCCGUCGAGGGGAACGAGCGAAGCGCGACCGUUUCGACAGAGACUGAAAGGUGCUUGACGGAGAGAAGCACUUGCGUGCGCUUGGGUGCACGUGAGUCGAGAGACAUUAUCCCGGUCGCCUCGCACGAGCGAAACAAACAGCCAGCGGAGGACAGCAAAGAGAAAGAGGAAGGAACCGAUGCAGACGAGGGCGAGAACGCACGGUUCGUCUUGCUUAAUCUUUCCCGUUCGCUCACUCCUUCCCCGAGUGUCGCGCCGCUUGGCCGGUCUGCUCUCGCUGCAGGACGCGAAGGCCAAGAGAGACAGCAGUCGGAGGGAGAACUCGCUCUGCCCAAUGCUGGCUCGAUCUCCCCUGCCAAGGCUCCUGCCGGCUGCUUGCCUAGUGUGUGUGCACCCGCGGACGAAAAUCUUCCCUUGGCACUAGCUGAGAUGGCCAUGAGUUGCGUUGCUGGCAGAGAAUUUUUUUCCGGUGACAGACAGAGCGACGUCGCACCGCAGUUUGCGGGGCGGUCCUUUGACGCGCGGGGCCUAGGAGAAGCCGGAGACUCGACAAUGCGUCAGGUUUCGGCUGCGGAGACGGCAUGCAGAGAAGAGACCACGAACCCGAUCUGGGCGCCUGCUGCGAGUGUGCAGGCAGAGCGCCUUGGCGAGCUGUCGCAACCGACAGGUGAAGAGAGAGAGCGGCAUCGCGAAGGCGAAGCGGAGGGAAAAAGUGGACAAGCGCCGCGCGAGAGCGAACACGGCGAUGCAGGUGGUCGCCGUGGCGAUCCGCAGAGGGCGGCGUCUCCUCAGUCGCUCUUGCCAAUGCUCACGAAUCUUCUUCAAAAGCAGCAGCCUCUGCUUCAGAGCUUGCUGGAGCACUUACAGACUCAGCAGGACCACGGAAACUGUGGAAGAGAUGAAAAGGCUUUGGAAACGAACACUGUUCAGAGUUGCGAAAUUCCGAAGACGUCCCAAGCAGAUUCGUCUGACGCCGUCCACAGAUCUCCGGGCUCGCCUUGGAAAGUUUCCAAUCAGGCCUGUAACCUGCAGGGGGGCGGGAUCCCCCACAUUCUCAGUCUGAGGGAGAACACCCUAUCGCUUCCGCUGGGUUACCCCCCUUUUUUUGUCAUGCAGUCUUCGCCCUCAGGGGUGUGUAUCCACCUUGGAGGGACUGCUGGAGAAUCCGCUCACAGGGAGAACGCGUUGUUUGAAGAACAGCGAAACCAUCAAAGCGGCGUCGGACAGCAAGAGACUGAACUGGUUGCUGCACUGACUCACCACGUGGUGCGAGACGUUUCAGAAGGGACAGAAGACUGUUCGGCAGAGAGCUUCAGCGACGGAACGCACGAGGAACGCCCAUCUUCUUGCCUGAAAAAGGGAAGCGAAAAAGGUUCUGCGACGUGGAGAGAGCUGGAAGAACAGCGGCAGGCGGGGCUAGAUGAGGGGCUAGAUGAGGGGGUGCAAGAAGGGAUGACCACACAGCCGGAAGCGCUAGGGGGACAGAGAAAGAGACAUCGUGUGUCCCUCGACGGAGAGCACCAAGGACAGUCGUCUAGCGCGAGACAGUACCCCGACGAGAGCAGUAACGCUGAGCAGAGAAAUAACGCGAACGAGAAGGCAGCGUCGGCGGAAGAGACAGAGGUGGAACAGCUCCUAAAGUGCGUUGGGGUGCUACGGACCCUAUUGAGCUCUGGAGUGUUGAGGAAGGGAACCACGAGGGCGAUGGAGGCAGGUUUCAGUGAGUAUGAUGACACACUGCAGAGAGGGACUGGCUACUACGAGCGCUCUGCUCAGUCGCCUCGAUUCAGUGCUCUCGGGGACUUGGAACGAGGAGAGGAGCGAUACGAAAAAGCGCCGUUUCCUGCGGGCGGAAGCGGCUCAGAAAGGAAGGGAAUCGGCAGAACGGCAAGGCGGACCCGGGGAAUGUUGAGGGCCAGAGAAUCCAGCAGCCCCCGCACGGUGGAGCGUCGAAAAUGGGCCGCAGAGGAUCCUCUUCUGAAGAGGGAAGAAGGUUGCCGACUAGGGGCUCUUUUGGAAGCGAGAACGGAGAACCUCGACAGAAAUUUCGUUUCCAGUCUUCUGUUACCGGGGGGGACACCAGCGACAGACGACGUGGAAGAGAGAGAGCUCAUGGAGUUCAUACGCCAAGUGAAGCGAUCGGAGGGACGGAACACCCACCGUUGGAUCCGCAGUGGAUGCAAGAGUGCGAACGACGGUAUCAGCCAGGACCGCUGGAAGUCUUGGGGGGGAGAAGAAGCCUAUCAUGAGCAGAGACGAAGACUCCACGCAUUCGUGCUGCGAGAGUUAGACGGCGAAGAUUAG
Neospora caninum is the source of this 8502-nucleotide messenger RNA. RefSeq lists its product as hypothetical. The coding region runs from base 1 to 8502 and encodes 2833 amino acids. NCBI's taxonomy places the organism in Eukaryota, Apicomplexa, Conoidasida, Eucoccidiorida, Sarcocystidae. The record is from RefSeq and is a predicted model, not a curated record. The transcript is spliced from 4 exons.